GCACGCCAAACGCUGUGGUAAAGAAGUAUCGAUGUUAGGCGCCAGCUCUAUUAAUUCACGAAGGAAACAAAACAAUCACUUGCUGCUUUAAAAUAUAACGUUAUAGUAACAAAGUUUCCUCGCAUCAAAAGAAUGCAGAGUUAACUAAAUGAAGGACCUGAGAUAGCCUUAUUCUUCAGGAUCAUGUCAGAUGGUGUUGAUGGUGGUGGUGGGGAAAAUGAGAUAGACUCUCAUUCCUCUACACAUGCUGAAACAAAUGACUUGAUCAAUCACAGAGAUGAUGAAGCCUUGGAUCCUGAUAGUGAAGCUGCCUUAAAUACCAAUUAUGAUAGUAGUGAUGGGGCUGUACCUGCAUUUAGAUGUGAUAGAUGUGAUAAUUAUGAAACAAUAAACAAAACAGCCUUAUGUGCUCAUCAAGACCAAUGUACAGGAAAUGGAGAGAUAGUAGAAAGUGCAGAAGGCCUAGAAGGAGUAGAAAAUGAAAAUGAAGGAGAUGAAGGACAUUCAAGCCAUAGAUCUCUUAGAAAAAUCUUUGAAUGUGAUGUUUGUAACAUGAAAUUUUCAAAUGGAGCUAACAUGCGGAGACACAAGAUGAGACAUACUGGUGUAAAACCAUAUGAAUGCAGAGUAUGUCAAAAAAGAUUCUUUAGAAAAGAUCAUCUAGCUGAGCACUUUACAACUCAUUCAAAAACAUUGCCUUACCAUUGUCCAAUUUGUAAUAGAGGAUUUCAGCGUCAAAUUGCUAUGAGAGCUCACUUUCAAAAUGAACAUGUAGGUCAGCACGAUAUGGUCAAAUCUUGCCCUUUAUGUCAUUACAGAGCUUCCACCAUGAAAUGCUUGAGGUUGCAUUUUUUCAACAGACACGGAAUAGAUUUAGAUAAUCCAGGUCCAAACAGCUCGACGUCUUUAUUAAACAGCUGUGCGGCCGUCGAAGCCAUAUCAUCAGCACCUUUAUCAGAUAGUGGUGAUAGCACUGGAAAUAGGUCGGCCGACAAUGCGACGCCUCCGAUGCAUUUUCUUACACCUCAUGUCGAAAUAUCCAUUCCAUACCCUGAGCAAGCAAGUACCGCGAGAAAUCCGAGCCCAGUGCCUUUGAACGGCGACAGUCCUAAUAGUCCUCAAAGCGCUGACAGUAACAGUAACGUCCCGUCGAGCAGCCUUCAUUUACCUCGAAACUCUAGUGCUACACAUAGUUUUAUUAAUAAUACUUCUGUACGCAACAGUAACAGUGAAGGAGAGCAAAUAAUUACCCCGUCGAUUUCCUUGAUUCCUAUAAAGCAAGAACCAAACAGCAACGGAUUAUUAGACGAAAACGGUGCGACGUCAAGCAAUUUAUCGUUACCAUCAUUGAUCAAGGUAUCACCUCUAAAAUCUUUGCUCCGCGACGAUUUGCGUCGCAAGCUCUCCAAUAGUAACAACAAUAAUAACAACAAUAACAGCAGCGCUGGUAAAAACAAUAAUGGUAGUAAUAGUACAAGUAGUAACGCAAACAAUGGUGGUGGUUCGUCAUACAGCAGUAGCAGCACACAAUCACGAGGUGAGCCUCCAACGUCCACGCGACCUGAUCCACGAAACAGUGGUCUUCAAUGUAGUCACUGUCGAAUCACCUUUCCCGACCAAACUCUUUAUUUUCUGCACAAGGGCUGCCACAGUGAGAGCAAUCCUUGGAAAUGCAAUAUCUGCGGCGAGCAGUGUUGCAAUCUUUAUCAAUUUAAUUCGCAUUUACUUAGCAAGAGUCAUCAGUAGCUAGAUUUUUUUAUUUUACCGAAUAUUUGACGCUCUUAUGAGUUCGCAUUCUUUGUUCUUUUGUCGCGCUGAACUUUAAUUAUUCAAAAAACAUAAGAGAGAAGGAUGCUACUUUAAUAUUGCGCAGAAGCUUCAUUUUGUAUACACCAGAGAUGGAAAACUUUCGAAAAAUCAUGGAUACUUGUAAAUAUUUCAAAUUUCAUUAUCUAUGAUUACUUUUAUGAUAAAUUUAUGCAGUUCUAUGCAAAACAUUAUGAACUUAAUUCGAAUAUUAUAUUUAAUACGAAAAUAUUGACGAAAGUAAAGUUAAAUACUUUUUACUUAUAGAUGAUAAGGUUAACCUGUGAUAUAUAGACAAAAUAUUGUAUAAAAAUUUAUAAUAACAAAAGUAAAUUUUAUAAAAACGACAAUGGAGCUGGACAAUUGGCAAAUAUAUAAAUUCUAUUGCAUUUUGUUAUGAAAAAAAUUAUAGUAUGUAUCAAGGGAUUAUUAUUGAAAUAAUUACAAGUAAUCAUGCAUACAUUUAAAGGCCAAGUGAAUAAGCCGAUAUGUUUUAGGCUGAUGCCGUGAAAAAUACAUGUAAAAAUUAUCGUAAAACGAGAAAAGUCGUGCCUUCAUACAAAAGUACACACACAAAUGCGAUCGCAACACACACACAUACACACACACACGCACACACACACCAUACGUAUACACGUAAACUCGUCCAUCAAGCAGUCACCACGUGAGAGCUAGAUCCGUCCACGAGCUUGAUCGAAUUAUUUCAAGCUCUAACCGUUUAGUUGUUUAAGAAUAAAAUAUAGAUAUCGUAUGCAUAGAACAAUAAAACUAAUUAAAAAUAAAUCAAGCAACAAGCUGUAUCUUUGUUAGAUAGAAUUAGUUUAUAGAAGUUAAUCUAUUUUAUAUCUAUGCAACUUUUGAUGACUUGAAUGCUUUAAAAACCAUUAUGAUUUAAGGUACAAUGUAUCGUGGUUCCAAGCUUCCAACCUAUGAUAGAAAUUCCAAUUAAUUAUAUUAAUGUAGUAAUACAUUGAAUGUUAUUUAUUUCUUAGAAUACUUUUAUGAUUUUCGUUACUUUUUUUAUACAUUUAUUUUGUUACAAUUCUAAUGACUACUUACACAAGCUACUUGCGUAAUUAAAUGAAAUUUUGUAAUAUAUUUGCUCAUUAGUAGCAAUUUUGUAAAUUAUAAUUUUUUGUUAAUAACAGUGCAUUUACAUCGUCAAUGUCAGAUUUGAAUAGCUACGAUUUAAAAGUCAAAAAGUGUAAUGCACGUAAAAAAAGUCAGGAUUUCGUGUAAAAUAUACUUAGAUUUUAUUUUACAUUCAGUACAAAUACUUGUCAUUCCAAAAUUGCAAAAUAUUUCUUUGAAUUAUUUAAAUUAAUCAUCGUAGACGUUGUGGAAUUAUGUUGGAAGCUCUUUCAUCAAAUUUUAUUUGUACGCCUAAUUUCAUAGCAAAUAAUAAAUUGUAAAAGUAAUAGUAACACUAAAACCACCGGAUUUUUUAAUGUUAGAAUUUUAAUAUUCGAUCAACGGAAGAAUUCGUGAUAGAGGUGUUGAAAGCAAAUGAAUGAAGCUUGUAUUUUGCCUCUAGUUUAACGAAUUAUUUUAUAUAAAAAUAUUUGUACAGAGAUGUAAUUAAUUAAGAAGCGAAUUAAAAACAAAACUCAAUUUUAGCAGCACUAAACAAAGCAACGCAUAACUAUCUAAUUUUUGCAUUUACUUCUCACAGAGAAUGAAGAUAUACCACAUUUAUGUAAUGUUCUAUAGAUGGUUAUUUAAUAGUUAUGUAAUAAAUGUUCUAUGUACCAAGUAAUAUUUAAUGAAAAAUGUAGUUGAUAUGAGAUCUACUUUUAGAAUAUAAGUAACUUAUUGCCUUGCAUUCCACGAAAAUUAAAAAGAAAACACUGACUCGUCUUUAUUGGCUUCAUUAUAUAGGAUAUAGAAACAAUUAUGACUAUAAUAAUUUACUUAAAGCUCAGGCAAGAAUUCACUAUAUGUCAUCCAGCAUUUUUAAUGCAGUUAUUAUAAUUCAAUUUUAAUUGUGUAUAUUCUAUAAAGAAGAGACCAAAGAUUCAAUUUUUCAAAAUCUAUGUCAGAAACAAAAGUUCCAACUCAUUUGCUUGUAAUCUAUUUAUAAUUGAAAUUGAUGGCAUAACCUUGCUCUCUUCUAUGUUAUCAAUCCGUACCUCUAUUCAAAUCACUUAUUUAAAAUAAACGAAUAAUAUUUGAACUUUGUUAUAAUUUUACGAGUAAAAUAACAAAAAAUGUACUAUGUAUUCUAUAUGUUCAUUUUGUGUUAGGUAUAAAUUAUAAAAUUUUAAUGUAAAAAUGACUACAAAACGUUGUUUAAAUCCAAAAAAAGUAAAGUGUUAACAAGUGCCUGAUUCACACAUCAACGUGAUUCGUCCUGCCUUCUUGUCCGUAAAUUUGUGCUAACUGUUUAAUACAUGUAUAGCGAACAAAAUUCAAUUUAUUCGUACUGUUUACUACAAAAAUUCAAUUGUCUAAAUGACUAUACACUAUAGGUAGCGGUAAAAUCUUCAAAUUAAAAAAUCAUUAGUACUCGCUUCUCAGAAGAAGGAGCGCAAUAAGUGACUUUCUAAUUACGUUGUUAUUUUCAGUUAUUUGUACAAUCCUUUCACUUUGAAAAGAAUUCAAAUCAUCAAAAACUUAGUUAGAGAGCCAUAUAUUGCGAUUUCCAAGUUUGUUUCAAUUAAAAAAAACUAAACAUAGUGAAAAGAAAGACAAAAGGAAAUGCAUAGAAUGCACACCAAUUAAAUGGGUUACAAAAAUCAAAGAUUUGUUUGGAAAAAGAAGCCUUGCACAGCUUUUUUCCUCACACAAGACCAGAGUAUAAAACAUGCCUUAUACUGUGAUCGCGCUUACCAAGAAAAAAUUAAGUAAAAGUAUAUAGUUUUGAAAAUGUAUAGAUCGAAUUCAUGCAACAGAUCGAAUUCAUGCAACUUAUUACCGAAUAAUGCAUCAAUGCGAUAGAAAAAUACUGAAAUGUACCUUGUAAUUAAUUUAUGAUGAGGUAUUAACCGUCGAGUACGUUUCUUAAUUUGUAAAAAAGUUAUUGUUCUUGUUAUUACAGUGUAAUGGGUAUCAAAAGCUAAAUACAUACUAAUUGUAA
This is a messenger RNA of Phymastichus coffea, 4882 nucleotides long. Its product is annotated as zinc finger protein ztf-16. The record is from RefSeq and is a predicted model, not a curated record. The transcript has 6 exons. NCBI's taxonomy places the organism in Eukaryota, Metazoa, Arthropoda, Insecta, Hymenoptera, Eulophidae. Gene Ontology annotation, biological process: regulation of transcription by RNA polymerase II. Gene Ontology annotation, molecular function: RNA polymerase II cis-regulatory region sequence-specific DNA binding; DNA-binding transcription factor activity. Bases 184 to 1746 code for a protein of 520 amino acids.